Molecule: messenger RNA, 4542 nt
Organism: Lutzomyia longipalpis
Lineage: Eukaryota; Metazoa; Arthropoda; Insecta; Diptera; Psychodidae
Product: zinc finger protein 208-like
Exons: 12
Coding region: 96-4499 (1467 amino acids)
Biological process (GO): regulation of transcription by RNA polymerase II
Cellular component (GO): nucleus
Molecular function (GO): DNA-binding transcription factor activity, RNA polymerase II-specific; zinc ion binding; RNA polymerase II transcription regulatory region sequence-specific DNA binding
Source: RefSeq, a predicted model, not a curated record
UAAAACCGAAUAUUUUUAUUUUGCCAAAAGAUAAAAUAAUCUAGGUAUAAACAAAAAAGUCUUAACUGCCUGAGAGUGAGAAAAAAUAUUAAAGAAUGGCGUCUUCAACUAUGACAAGCCUAAGGAAGCAAGAAGAGCAUGAUCAGGACGAGAUUCCCAGUGAUGAUGAGGACUUUAUCCAAAACUGGAUAGAAUACCAGGAAGACAUUAAUUGGAAGGGGGAAAGACAAUUCAUUAGGCAGCUCUGCUAUUACUGCGAUGCAAAAUUUCCGUCUGUGAGGCAAUGGAUGUCUCAUGAAGGAUACUGCCAAGAAGGUCAAACUAAGAGAUUUCCAUGUCAGGUAUGCCGAUUGAACUUUACAACGCAGCAGAUACUGAAACAGCAUGAGGAGCGGCAUCAAAACCCAGGAGGUUUUCCAUGUUCGUCCUGCAAUGAAAAUUUUACAACAGCAGCAGCCCGGCUGGAGCACAGAGAAGCCCAACAUCGUGAGUUUCAGUGUCAAAUCUGCAUGAUGAAGUGCUCAACGUCAGUAGACUACGUCCAGCACAUCCUGACCACUCAUAGGGAUGUUCAAAAUACCAGAGAUGGGAAUGAUGAGCAAAAUCUCAAUGACUUUAAUUUGUCUGUGGUCAAAACAGAGCCCCUGUUUGAAGAGCCUUUCGAAUCAGUUGUUGAAAUUAAAAAUGAAGAAAUAAGCUAUGAGACGAAUAUGAGAGAUCCAUUUGUCUCAGAAGACGAAGAGUCUGACAAUGAGGAGGAGAAAACUUUAACUACUUCCAGAAAUGUUGAAUUUCAUUGCCGAAUCUGUGGGAAGAAGUACUGCAAAGCUCUAAACUUGGUGGCUCAUUUGAAACAAAAGCACAACAUGCAGAGCGAUGAUGAAAAUUGGCCACCGGAACUCCAGAGCUUCAGAAACAAGACAUUCCAGUGCAAGAAAUGCCUCAAAGAAUAUCCCAACAAAUAUCAACUUGUUCUUCAUAAUAAAGAAACUCACGCUAAAGCCACCACAGUUAAAACCAAAAAGUACGCAUGCAAGGACUGCCAAUGCAUGUACGUUGAAUCCGAAAAGCUUGUGCGCCACUACAAAGUCAAACACAAUAAGAAUUAUGAAAAUGAUCCACAAUUCAUUGAGGAUUGUGUGAAAAUGAGGAAGCAGUACUACUGUGAGAUUUGCGAUAGAGAAUUUCCAACACCUUCUUCCCUAAUGAGGCAUAAGUACAUUCAUGAUCCGGAAAAGAAACAUUUCUGCAGAAACUGUCGGCAGUAUUAUGGAUGUGAAUUGAGGGAACACAAACUAACAUGCAAUGCAGCAGGCAGACGUGGCGUGUCAAUGGAGGGAGGUCAGAAUGAGAAGGAAGUUCCAAUGGAAAUUAUCAUGGAUUAUGUGGAUCUUGGCAAUGUGAAGCAAGAAGAUGUUCUUGAUCACCUCAAACAAGAAGAUGAUUUUGAUUAUUUCGACUACGAAAUACAGGAAGACAACCCAGUUGUGGAAGCUUCAACUUCCACUAAUGCUUUAGUAGAUAUUAACUACUACUGCCACAUCUGUGGCAAAAAGUUCUGUAAGGCUAUCGGCUUAAUGGGUCAUUUGAAAAACAAUCACGAAAUGCAGAGUGAUGACGAGAAUUGGCCAGAAGAACUCAAACCGGAUAUUUUGAAAGGUGUUCCAGUAACCUGUGAAAUAUGCCAAUGUGUCUUCUCUGGGGAAUUAGCCCGAAGAUCGCAUAUGAGAAUAUCCCAUGCUUCAGCAUUGGGCUUGACUCGUCCAAAAAGCAAACCAAAAGAAUCCAUGACGAAAAGUUUGAAGGAUUAUAAAGUUUCCUGCAAUGUGUGCAAUCUUGUUUGCGAAAAUGAUGCUAAACUUGAAGAGCAUACUGCAAAAUUUCACGCCCCAAAAACGCAUCGGAGGAUCGAUCUGGAAGAAAAUAGAGGAAAAAGCAAGAAAUUCAUGUGCAAGGAAUGCAGAUACAUCUAUCUCCUGCCAAGUGAUCUAAUCCUUCACUACAGAGCCAAACACAAUAAAGACAUUGAAAAUGAUCAGCAAUUCAUUGAGGAUUGUAGUAUAAUGCGGAAGAAAUACAUCUGCAAUAUUUGCAACAGAGAAUUUCCAACAUUUACGUCCUUAAUGAGGCAUAAGGAUGUUCACGCACGGGAGAGGGAAUCUUCUCAUGGAAAGAAAGUCUUAUCUUCUGUUAAUGAAAAAGCAUUUCAAUCCGAAACAGCCGCAAAACUUCCUCAACGUCCUUCUGGAGGUUAUGCGAAAGCAGGAAAGGGAAGGAAGUACGAAUGCAAAGAGUGCAGAUGCAUUUAUCUCCAUCCAGAACAGCUAAUUGUUCACUACAGAGUCAAGCAUAUGAAGGACUUUGAGGACAAUAAGGAGUUUAUUGAGAGUUGUGCUGUAAUGAGAAAGAGAUACAUUUGCAGGAUUUGUGAUAAAGAGUUUGCCGCAUGUACAUCCCUCGUCAGGCACAAGGAGUAUCAUGACGCCAAUGAAUCCCUCUUGAAGAAACAUAGGGAGGUGUGUCAGUUCAAAUGCACUAUUUGCAGUAAGAUUCUGAGCACAAAAUCUUCAUUUGAACUCCACAAAAAGAGUCACAAAGAUCACGUUGAAGCGAAAUGUGAAAUUGAAAAGGUUUCCGUGGAAAGUUUCGUGAAGAAGGAGCACAGUGAUGAUGAAUACGAUAAGUUAGCUUGCAAUGAUGCUGAAAAUGCUGCAGCAACAGAUACCAAAGGUCGAGAUUUGAGCCUUUUGGAUGAUGAGGAGGAGCAUUGUUGCCACAUCUGUGGCGCUACGUACUUCCGCUCUACAAAUCUAAUGUUGCAUUUGCAGAGGAAGCACAAUACAAGUCCUGACGAUGAGAAUUUGAAUUUGCAGAGCUCCAUAGUUAAGAAGCUCACGUGCAAAGUAUGUCAGACCAUUUGCUUCAAUGCAAAGCAACUUACAUUGCAUACAUUCGAAAAUCACGAGAAAAUUUCAUCUCUAAGCAAGAAGUUCACGUGCAAAGACUGUAAUUGCAUUUUUUUGCAACGUGAAAUGCUAAUCCAACACUACGAAAGCAAGCACAACAGGAACAUUGAAAAUGAUCCACAAUUCACUGAGAAUUACGUGGUAAUAAGUAGGAGGAAUGAUUGCAAAAUAUGUGGAAAAGAAUUUGCAAGAUCUGAUACUCUAAGGAAGCAUAAGCGACAACAUAUUGAUGGAGGAAUCGGAUUGAGGAUUUAUUGUCACAAUUGCAACAAAGACUUCACGGACGUAAAUGAUCUGAUGAAACAUAAGGAGACGUGCAAUUUUCAAUGUGCCUAUUGCAAUAAAAUCUUGGGCUUAAAAGUAUCAUUGAAAAAACACUUGAAGAGUCACAUAGAUCGAUCCUUUGGAACGUACUUCACCAAGUGCAAAAAGUGUGGGCAGCGCUGCAAGACACAAGGAGACUACAAAGAUCACAAAAAUACAAAUUGUGGAAAAGAGGCUGCCUUCAAGUGUGAAAGGUGCACGAAGAUCUUUCGACUGAGGCGGAAGCUGAGGGAACACAUGUUCACGCACGGAGAGAAGCCGUAUGCGUGCACAAGUUGUGAAAUGUCCUUUAAAUCGCCAUUCGAAAGGAAAGCUCACAUGAAGAGCCAUGUGAAUGAUCUCCUGGCAUUUGCCCAAAAGUUCUACUGCAAAGUCUGCAAUAAAGGUUUCAGGAUAGAAGCCGCCUACGCCAAACACAUGAGGAAUCUUCAUGGGAUUGAGGUGGAGGUAAUAUGCCCCACUCAUGGGUGCAAAUUCUGCAAAGGGAAAUUCUACAAUGAAGCCUGCCUGCAGAGGCACAUGAUAAAGCGACACACUUUUAAUGGGAAAGUUCAAAUAAAAUGUAAACACUGUGAUGAAUUCUUUGAUGAUAAAGCAGCAAUGAUGAAGCACAUAAAAGCAUCACAUGUUGAUGUACUAACAUGUACUUUGUGCAACAAAUCACUGAGCAGCGAAACAGGUCUACAAAAUCACAUUCAGAGACAUCACGAGAAGAGAAAGGAAAAUCAAAGGAAAUUCCUCUGUGAAUUGUGUGGGAAAACUUUCAAUAGUUGUAGCGUUAUGAGACAACACGAGGAGAAUUGCGGAAAAUCCCCGCAGUAUCAAUGCGAUCAAUGCCAGAAGUUUUUCACAACAGCAGGAACUCUAAAAUCUCACAAAGUCACCCAUUCGGGAGUUCGGGCAUUUCCAUGUCAGUUCUGCGAUAAAAAAUUCUUCAAGAAACAUCAGGCAUUGGUACACGAGAGGAUCCACACGGGAGAGAAGCUAUUCAAAUGCACCUACUGCUCCGAAGCUUUUGUGCACUAUUCAACGCUUCAGAUUCAUCUGAGCACCCACACGGGCGUGAAGAGGUACGUGUGCAGCGGAUGUGGCGAUAGAUUCACGUGCCAAUCCAAUUUGAGGGCACACCGGAAGAGUAAUGCGAGUACUUGUGGACUUACGCCGCUUAUGGGUCCUGUUCCAGGACCUUCUGGGCCACCUAAACAAUAGGGGAAUGUGAUGAAGUUUGAGAGAAUAAAAGAAUUAAACUUUA